This is a messenger RNA of Nematolebias whitei (Rio pearlfish), 900 nucleotides long. RefSeq names its product metalloproteinase inhibitor 2. Bases 60 to 509 code for a protein of 149 amino acids. Gene Ontology annotation, cellular component: extracellular matrix. Gene Ontology annotation, biological process: negative regulation of membrane protein ectodomain proteolysis; negative regulation of endopeptidase activity. Gene Ontology annotation, molecular function: metalloendopeptidase inhibitor activity; protease binding. The transcript is spliced from 5 exons. NCBI's taxonomy places the organism in Eukaryota, Metazoa, Chordata, Actinopteri, Cyprinodontiformes, Rivulidae. The record is from RefSeq and is a predicted model, not a curated record.
AAGGAAGUGCAAGUUGUGCAUCACACUUUGACAGCUGGCUCCUACUUCAGCAUCCAAAGAUGACUCUGAUGAUGAAAACUUGUUUCUUUUCUCUGGCCAUCCUGUUUCUUUGGCAAGUGCAAGAUGGGGCAGAAGCCUGCUCCUGCGUGAACAUUCCACCUGAGCAGGUUUUCUGCAGAGCAGAUAUGGUUUUCAGGGCAACGGUCAGGGGAAGGCGUCUGGUUGACACUGGGAAUGGCCCAAUGAAGAGUGUCAGAUAUGACGUCCAAGUGACUAAGUUGUUCAAAGGCUCUAGUAGGCAUUUUGAUGCGGUCUACACUUCUUCUUCUGUUGGAGCGUGUGGAGCUACUCUGAACGUUGGAGAACAACCGUAUGUUCUCACAGGCCGGAUGGAUGCUGAUGGGGCAGUGCAUAUCACAAUGUGUGACUUCCAUGCGCUGUGGGAUGACUUGACUUUUGCCCAAAGGAGGAAUCUGAAUCAAUGCGGUCAAAGUGCCUGUGUCUGCUAGAUCACCUCCUUCUUGAUCAGCAGCCCCUCAAAGUGACUUUGGACAGACUGGGUGACAGUGUCCAAGCCAAAAACUACAUUUGCAUCAAGAGGCCUGAUGAAUCAUGCUCCUGUUGCAGAGGCUCCACACCAUCUAAGAAGGACUGAUAAGCUUAGCUGCUGUCCUGACUGGUUUAAGAAAUCCUUCAUGCCUUGAGACAUCACUGUUUAGUUCCUUCCUUACUUCAAAAACAUCAUUUGUUUGAGCUUCAAUUUUAAUUUCCCAUAUUUUUCAAUAUCCAUUUAGAUCCUGUGUGCGUAGUUGGUUUUUUUUUUGUUUGUUUGUUUUUGUUUGUUUGUUUUUUGGGGGGGUGGGGGACAUGUCCACAAGCUUCUGUAACUCCAGAAUUCCU